AAAUAAUUCCGACGCUGUAAAAUUCAACACGAAUCCGCCACGAGCAACCGAGAACAUAGCUACGAUAAGGAUAGCAUCGCAACAGUUCCCCCGCGCCUCAGAAGGUGUCCGUCACCAUGCCUUCAGCACAGAUCAACCAGCCUUCAAAUCAAAUCAAACUGACAAAUGUCAGUUUGGUGCGCAUGAAGAAGGGCAAGAAGCGCUUCGAAGUUGCAUGCUACAAAAACACUGUUACAUCAUUUCGGGCCGGCAACGAGACGGAUCUCGACAAUGUCCUGCAAAUACCAAACGUUUUUCUGAACGUCAGCAAAGGGCAAGUGGCGCCGAAUGAAGAUCUCAAAAAGGCUUUCCCUGGCAUGACGAGAGACGAAAUAGUACUGGAGAUUUUGAAGAAGGGUGAGAUCCAGGUUGGCGAGAAAGAACGAUCGCAAGAGCUGGACCGAGUGCACAAGGAAGUUAUAGACAUCGUGGCUGGGCGGCUGGUAGAUCCAAAGAGCAAGCGCGUGUAUACCACAGGCAUGAUCGAAAAGGCUUUAGAUCAGUUGAGCAGCCAAGGUGGACAUGCUGGAAGAGCAGCAGGCAAAGCGGGCGCCGCUGGUGGAGACCGCAGUCAAAGCAGAGACCAGAGCGCACCAGCGGCCGGCUCAGGUGCAAGCACACCAGCUAAGAAUGGCGAACCUGCAGAAGUGAAGACUGAGGAGAAGCCAAAGCCAAAGUGGACUGGAGUGGUCACGAACCGAAGUGCAAAGUCGCAAGCACUGGAUGCUAUGAAAGCCCUGAUCGCACAUCAACCAAUUCCUGUGGCGAGGGCGAGGAUGAGGCUGCGAAUCACCUGCCCAACGGACGUGCUCAAACAGAAUGUCAAGACUGCACCAAAGGCCGAGGGCGAGGAGGCAACGACGGGAAGUGUCAAGGACAAGAUUCUCAGCCUUGUUGAGCAGGUGGAGACGGAAGAGAACACGGGCAAAGAGUGGGAGUGCAUAGCCUUCGUCGAACCAGGAGCUUACAGGCUGCUGAACGACUUUGUGAGCACACAAACGAAAGGCAAAGCUAGGGCUGAAGUCUUGGAUACGACCGUAACGCACGAAGAUUAGGCCUAUCGAGCAUGCUACAUUGGUUGUGCAGCGUUCGAGCGUCUACAAAAGCAUCAGAUCAAAAUCGAUUCACUAGACUGUUCUUUCCGGCAGUCAGUUUGUUUUGCCAAAG
Messenger RNA from Cercospora beticola, 1206 nucleotides. RefSeq names its product guanine nucleotide exchange factor SDO1 (gene SDO1). Lineage: Eukaryota; Fungi; Ascomycota; Dothideomycetes; Mycosphaerellales; Mycosphaerellaceae. The record is from RefSeq and is a predicted model, not a curated record. Gene Ontology annotation, biological process: cytosolic ribosome assembly; ribosome biogenesis.